Cuscuta europaea is the source of this 770-nucleotide messenger RNA. NCBI's taxonomy places the organism in Eukaryota, Viridiplantae, Streptophyta, Magnoliopsida, Solanales, Convolvulaceae. The record is from the annotation of a GenBank genome assembly.
UCUCGCUCAUUAUCUUCUCCCUCUCUUUUUUAUCAUCUCAUUUUCUCUCCAAACCAUAAAACUCAAAGUUUGUCCUUGAAAGAAAGAAGAUAGAGGGAUGGAAAACAAAUCAAGCCUUCACAAUAACAAGGCUUUAAUAGUAGUGGCCGUUUGUUUCCUCUUCUUUGUAAUUGUGGGGAUUUUGGUUAAUCACAACAGCCGUAAGUCAUCAGCCAAAGAUCACAUUGGGCCUCUAUUAUCCCCUUCGAACAAUGUAAUGGUUUUGGGAAGGAUGAGAAGUUAUUAUUCUUUUUAUCAUCAACACACUCUUAACUCUAUCAACUACGUGAGUAAAAAACGAGUACCUACUGGACCUAAUCCCUUUCACAACAAGAGGAACUACCUACAGAUUGUAACGAAGAAAAAGAAAUUGAUGAUGAGGAAGACUCUUGGUGAAAAUUUCCGCAAGCUGUAGAUGAGUAGGAACAUCUUUAACAACCAAAUCUCCAUGUGAAACUCUCUCACGAACAAAUUGAUAAUCAACAUUAAUGUGUUUUCUGCGAGCAUGCUGAAUAGGAUUAGCAGAUAAGUAUGAGGCAGAUACAUUAUCGCAAAGAAGCUGAAUCGACGAAUAAAAUGAAUAGUUAUUCCCACUUCAAACAGAAUUGAACGAAUGUGGAGUGUGUUUUGACUUGUGUAAGCAAUAGCUCUAUACUCAGCUUCUGUAGAGGAUUUAGAGACAGUAGGAUGCUUCUUGGAUUUCCAGGAUACCAUAUUAGGGCCAAGAAACG